GCUGUGAGGAGUAUGAUACGAUAAUUAAUUUAUUCAAGGAUGCAAUAUUAAUUGUCUAUUUCGUUCAGCCAUAUUUUCAUUACUUCCUUCUCUAUGAAUCAAAAUGACUCAUAGCUGGAGAACAGCCUGCACUCUAUAUACAGGGUGAUUUACAUGUACAAAUUGACCUUGCUUGUCACGUCAUCAAGACCAGAUUCCAUCAUGGCGGUCAUCCAAAUCAUUAGUAUUCUCACUGUUAUUGCUCUACUCUAUAUGAGCGUCUUUGCUACAUCAACCGGCCCAGACCCUCAGUUAGAACUUGCUGACGCCAACAACAGAUUUGCCUUUCAUCUUUAUCAAACACUUGCCGACGACCCUCACCGUGAUAACAUCUUCUUUUCCCCGAUGAGCAUUUCAAUCGCCCUGGCUAUGACAUCUCUGGGAGCGCGUGGAAACACCGCAAGACAAAUUAAAGAUGUCCUCAAGUUCAGCACCUUGGAGGAAUCUCGUCUCCAUUCCUCUUUUGCCGAGCUCAACUCCGCCAUCUUCGGCGCGAAUGCUGACAAGUACGUCCUCAGAAAAGCAAACCGCCUUUUUGGUCACAAAGGUUUUGACCUGAGGCAGGAAUUUCUGGCGGAUGCUGAACGGUAUUACAGUAGCCACAUGGCAAGUCUUGAUUUUGUCGAGGACACGGAGGUAGCUCGUGAAUUCAUCAAUUCUUGGGUCGGACGAGAAACGGAGGACAAGAUUCGAGAUCUUCUGCCCCACGGAUCCAUCACUGGAAUGACUCAACUCGUCCUCGUUAAUGCCAUCUACUUCAAGGCAGACUGGGUCCGUCAAUUUGACAAAUCAAAGACGUUCGAUCAGGAUUUCCACGUUUCAAAAGACCAGGUCCUCGAAGUUCCGAUGAUGCAUCGGAAGUCCAAAUUCAACUUCGCGGAGGACAUCACCCUGCGGUGUAAGCUAAUAGAACUACCCUAUGUGGGUCAAGAUUUCAGCAUGAUUGUGGUUCUUCCUGAUGAGAUUGACGGGAUCGACAGACUUCAAAAGCAUCUCACAAAUGAGAAGUUGCAGCAUCUCCUCAACAACCUCUCCAACGUGACCGUUGGUGUGGCGAUCCCGAAAUUCAAACUAGAGGAGACUUUACACAUGAAUGAUGUUUUGUACAGCAUGGGAAUGCGAGAUCUGUUCGUUCGGGAUAAAGCUGAUUUAUCUGGUAUAACGGGCACGAGAGAUCUGUUUGUAUCCAGUGUCAUCCAUCGAGCUUUUCUUGAAGUGAAUGAGGAAGGAAGCGAAGCAGCCGCAGCGACAGCCGUAACCAUCAACAAGCGCUCCAUCAGUCUUGCUCCGGAGUUCAUUGCUGAUCAUCCAUUUCUGUUCUUUAUCGCAGAUUCGAAGACUAAAGCCAUUGUUUUUAUGGGCCACUGUCGCAAGCCAGAAGGCGUCAGUCUUAAUCACGAGGAACUGUAAAAUGUACGUUUUGAGACGAUUUGUUUUUGCUAUUGUGCAUGUAAAACAUUAUUGAUGUAGGAAUGAGCAGCUAUAUAACAUCAUGCAUUGUAGCAUCAUAGGGAGCCAAUGCACGUUCCUCGUAUGGGUGUACACAAAAGCGUAAAAGUUCCGGAUUAAAGAAACGAAUGUUGGGCUUUAGUUGGGUGAUCGGGUAUGCGACAUUUUGAUAUCGUAAUUAUUAAUCUUUGUUCCAUUUUUCCGGACAAUAAUUUUCCGUGGGUUUUCUCCUAAACGGCUUGUAGUAUAAACUUGUAACUUUGAACAUAUACCGACCCUGAUCCCAUGUGGUGCAUUUUACUCUAACGUCAUGAUCGUGGGUUUCAAAUUACAAGCGAUUUUUGUUCAGAUGUGACCAUUUUACGUUAUAAUUCGUGAACAAAAUGAACAAUCACGUUCGUACUUUGUGAUCUCUUAGACAAAACCUUGAUAAACGUUAAUACCAAAGUCAGAGUCGUCUGACCUUUUCUUCCGGGGCUACCGGAAGCUGGUCAAAGUUAGGUGAAUUAGAAAUAUAGAAAUGAGCCUCAAAUAAAAAAAAACAAGACUUCUUCCAAACGGUUGACGUGGUGAUCAUGAAACCUGUUAAGAACUUGGACCUCGGUCCGAAGAUGCUAUAAAUUUGUGACGUCAUCAGGACGUACGUUUAUAUUAGAUAUUGAUGUACGAGCGGUUUAGGGGCAAAAUAGUUUGAACUAUAUCUUUUGAACUGAAUAAAGUAUCAUGUUCAUUUUUCAUGAGAAGGAA
Messenger RNA from Patiria miniata (bat star), 2235 nucleotides. RefSeq names its product leukocyte elastase inhibitor-like. The transcript has 2 exons. The record is from RefSeq and is a predicted model, not a curated record. Bases 154 to 1449 code for a protein of 431 amino acids. Gene Ontology annotation, molecular function: serine-type endopeptidase inhibitor activity. NCBI's taxonomy places the organism in Eukaryota, Metazoa, Echinodermata, Asteroidea, Valvatida, Asterinidae. Gene Ontology annotation, biological process: negative regulation of endopeptidase activity.